This is a messenger RNA of Rhipicephalus microplus (southern cattle tick), 441 nucleotides long. RefSeq lists its product as uncharacterized. The record is from RefSeq and is a predicted model, not a curated record. NCBI's taxonomy places the organism in Eukaryota, Metazoa, Arthropoda, Arachnida, Ixodida, Ixodidae.
AUGUUCCCUCACCCCUACCGCUCUUCUGCCCUUGCCUUCACGGACCCCUUAGCCUACCGGUCUCCUGCACUCGCCUUCACGGACCCCUCAGCCUACCGGUCUCUUGCACCCGCCUUCACGGACCCCUUAACCUACCGGACUCCUGCACCCGCCUUCGCAGACCCCUUUGCCUACCGAUCUUCUGCAGCCGCCUACGCGGACCCCUUAGCCUACCGAUCUUCUGCAGCCGCCUACGCGGACCCCUUAGCCUACCGGUCUCCUGCACCCGCCUUUGCCGACCCCUUAGCCUACCGGUAUCCUGCAUCCGCCUUCGCGGACCCCGAAGCCUACCGGUCUCCUGCAUCCGCCUUCGCGGACCCCGAAGCCUACCGGUCUCCUGCAUCCGCCUUCGCGGACCCCGAAGCCUACCGGUCUCCUGCAUCCGCCUUCGUGGACCCCUAA